GAGAGCGGAGCUCGCUGCGGGGCUGUCGGCCAUGGGCUGCCCGGUGCACGCCGUCGCCCUGCUCGCCGCCGCCGCCGCCGCCGCGCUGCUGCUGCCGCCGUCCGCCCGUCUCGCCGUGCCCCGCCCGCGGGUUUCCGCCAACUUCGAGUGCCGGGCCAGCGCCGACAGCACGCUGACCCGGCCCCGCUGCCGCCGGGGAGCCCCCACCGGGCCCCCGCUGACGCCCCCCGCCCUGGCGCUGAGCACGGCGCGGCUGUGCCAGCCCUCGCUGCCCUGCCAGCCCUGCCUGCGGGUGCGCCUGGCCGUCCCGGCCGCAGGAAUCCACGGGCUGCAGCUCGACUUCCUGGAGCUGGGCUCCAACAGGGCCAGCUGGCUGCAGGUGUGGCAGCGGCACCGGGCACUGGGCGGUGUGCCGUGGCAGGUGCAGUUUGACUGCUUCCCGGUAGAAAGCGGGCGGCGGGUCCUGGUCACCCUGCGUACCAUCCCUGACAGAGGCCUGGCCAUUAACCGCAGCCACGUGGUUGCUACCGAGCUGCAGGGGCCCAUCUUCACCCACACCUGGCUCCCUGAAGUGCGGGCCAUUGAGGUGGCUGUGCCCGAGGGCCCUGCGCUGAUGGUGCGGCUGUGCCACCAGCUGGCCUUGGAGUGUGAGGAACUGCCGCAGCCCUUCCAUCGCCAGCUUCUGGUUCCGGGUGGCCACCGCGUCUCGCUGCCGUAUGAGUUCCUGGUACCCUGCCUUUGUGUUGAGGCCUCCUACCCACACCACGACAGCCUGCGCAGCAAGCACUGCCCUUUCCAUGAGCGGCCGGACGCCUACGGCCCUGAGCUGUGGUCCUCGGUACGCUUCCAUGACUACAGCAGCAAGGACCAGAUGGCCAUGGUGCUGAGUGCCAGCUGUCCCCUGCAUCCCCGCGCCACACUGUGCUGGAGGGAGGCGGCAGCUGAAGCUGCACCAUGCCACGAUAUCCCCAACUCCACAGCUAGCGAGGAGGAACAGGCGUACACACUGGACAACGUGGAUGUGCACCCCCUUCUCUGCUUCAGGUUCUCCUAUGGGAACAGCAGCCACGUGGAGUGUCCCCACCGUGCAGACACCGCUUGGAAUGUGUCCCUGAGUGCCCGGGGGCUGCAGCUCCACCUGCGCCUCACCUCCCAUGUCCCCGCGUCCUUCAGCGCAGCGCUGUGCCAGCGCCAGGGCAGGCACUGUGAGCUCGAGGCCCCUGUCUACACCGUCACGCGGCCGGAGAACUCUGCUCCAGGGGAGCUGGCGCUGCUGCUGCCGGUGCAGAUCCUGGGCAGCUGCGUGUUGGUCUGGCGCUCAGAUGUGCACUUUGCCCGCAAGCAGCUGCUCUGUCCUGAUGUCUCACACAGGCACUUUGGGCUGCUGGGGCUGGCGCUGGCGCUGGGGCUGGUGGUGACCGUGCUGCUCCUGAACUGCCGCAGUGCCUGGAGGAUGCCCAGUGGUGCGGCAGCACGUGGCCGCCCAGUGCUGCUACUGUACUCUCCAGACUCAGAGGAGCACCUGGCACUGGUGUGCGCCCUGGCCGAGCUGCUGCGCGUGGGGCUGGGCUGUGAGGUGCACCUGGACCUCUGGGAAGCAGGUGGUGUGGGGCGCGCGGGGGCCCUGCCCUGGCUCUAUGCCCAGCGCAGCCAUGUGGGCCGUGAGCGCGGCACCGUCCUGCUGCUCUGGAGCCGGGGCAGCGCUCGGCUCUUCCGCUUAUGGCGAGGGAGUGAAGGCGGUGGGGAGCCCCGUGAUGCACACGAUGUUUUUGGGGCGGCCAUGGCGUGCUUGCACGGGGAGUUGGGGGCAGCAGGGCGAGGCCGGGGCUGGGUGCUGGUGUACUUCAGCCGGCUCUGCAGCCCCCGUGAUGUGCCCCGACCCCUGCGGCCCCUGCCCACCUACCGCCUGCCCCAGGAGCUGCCCGGGCUGCUGGGCGCGCUGCAGGGCGGCCCCCCAGCCUCCUGCCAGCACCUCCAUGGCCGGGCCAAGGGGCUGCUUCUCCGGCUGCUGGAGGCUGAGGCCAGCAGGGGAGUGGCAGGGGGCGGCUCUGGGGGAGGGCCGGGCUGCCCGCUUCAACUUGCUGGUACCUGAGUGCCUGCAGCUGGGCUGAGCUUGGGCAGAGCGUGGGCCAGGGGCCACACGGAGGACAGAGGCCCUGGAUAGGGCUGGGGCUGAGUGAGCAGCUGCAGGAGGGUGCCCCAGGCUGGAAUGGAGCAGGGCUGGCUUGGCUGUGGGCCUGGAGUGUGGGCACAGCCCUGGGGCUGGGCAGCUGGGCUUCCAGCAGUGCCUGGUACAGAGGAGAGAGAGAUCACUGCACGAAGCGGCCAUUGCUGGGAGAGGUGCCGGGGCAGCUGGGCAGCUCCUGCCGCGUCAGGAUGCCCGGCGCAGCCCAGAUAGGCUCCUCAUGCCUGGUAUUGACUGCAGCUUUGUACAUGGCAGCUUGGCUGCACUGAACGGAAUAAAAGCACGCUUUACAUUUC
Numida meleagris (helmeted guineafowl) is the source of this 2481-nucleotide messenger RNA. RefSeq names its product interleukin 17 receptor E (gene IL17RE). Bases 32 to 2092 code for a protein of 686 amino acids. The transcript has 16 exons. Lineage: Eukaryota; Metazoa; Chordata; Aves; Galliformes; Numididae. The record is from RefSeq and is a predicted model, not a curated record. Gene Ontology annotation, molecular function: interleukin-17 receptor activity.